GUGCAGACUAUUCUCACGUAAGAAUAGCGACCUCGAGCGAAAUGUGGACAUCGUAGGAUUCAGGAAAGGAGUUGGAAACAGCAUCAAGUAUGUCACUAUCACACGUUCUCGAAACACCUGCUUCUGGAUUUAACUUUGAAAACACGUCGAGAAAUGCUGCGUUGGAAGGUCUUCUUCAGGGAGGAAUUCCACCCAAACCCCUAAAGACAGGGACUACCAUAGCUGGGGUAGUGUGCAAGGAUGGAGUGGUCCUUGGGGCAGACACGAGGGCCACCUCAAGUGAAGUGGUGGCUGACAAGAUGUGUGCCAAAAUCCACUACAUUGCCCCUAAUAUAUACUGCUGUGGUGCCGGCACAGCUGCAGACACACAGAAGACCACCGACCUCCUGUCCUCCAACCUCACCAUCUUCUCCAUGAACAGCGGACGGAACCCUCGUGUAGUCAUGGCUGUCAAUAUACUGCAGGACAUGCUAUUUAGGUACCAUGGGCAAAUCGGGGCCAAUCUGAUCCUGGGAGGGGUGGACUGCACUGGGAACCACCUCUACACAGUGGGGCCCUAUGGGAGCAUGGACAAAGUGCCUUACCUUGCCAUGGGAUCCGGUGACCUGGCAGCGCUUGGGAUUCUGGAGGACAGGUUCAAACCUAAUAUGGAGCUGGAGGAUGGCAAGGAGCUGGUCCGUGAUGCCAUCCACGCAGGCAUCAUGAGUGACCUGGCCUCUGGAAACAACAUAGACGUGUGUGUCAUCACCAAGCAGGGCGUUGACUACAUCAGACCCUACCAGUUGUCAGAAUACUCAGACAAGAGGGUGAGGAGAUAUAAAUAUCAGCCUGGAACAACACCUAUUUUGACUGAGAAAAUAGUCCCACUGCAGUUGGAGGUGGUGCAGGAAAUAGUCCAGCGGAUGGAUACUGCCUGACACGGCCUGAUACGGCCUGACACAACACCUCAGUCACGACAUAACAUUCAGACUCACAAUUGACUUCACAUUGAAACGCUUGGCAUAAUCAGAUGCACCUUUGUCAUUUUUGUAAGGGUAAUAUCCCCAGUCAAAUUAAUAAUUGUUCAGGGUUGAUCAUACACCCAUGUUUAAUAAAAGGUUCAAUAAAAA
Hypomesus transpacificus is the source of this 1109-nucleotide messenger RNA. RefSeq names its product proteasome 20S subunit beta 13a (gene psmb13a). Lineage: Eukaryota; Metazoa; Chordata; Actinopteri; Osmeriformes; Osmeridae. The coding region runs from base 90 to 917 and encodes 275 amino acids. The transcript is spliced from 8 exons. The record is from RefSeq and is a predicted model, not a curated record. Gene Ontology annotation, molecular function: threonine-type endopeptidase activity. Gene Ontology annotation, cellular component: proteasome core complex.